Molecule: messenger RNA, 288 nt
Organism: Angiostrongylus costaricensis
Lineage: Eukaryota; Metazoa; Nematoda; Chromadorea; Rhabditida; Metastrongylidae
Source: the annotation of a GenBank genome assembly
AUGAGAGACUUCAUAAGUACUUCGUCGCAUGUGAUGAAAAGCAGUCAAGUUAACAACGGCCACACACUGACUAUGAAGACCGAGGCGCUCAAAUCCAACUCGCUGCCGAAGUCGUUCUUCUCUUCACAUUAUUGUGCAAGAAGAAUUAACACGUUUAAAAAUUCCGUAAACAAACAUAUUCAAGGUAGCAUUAGAAGGUGGGACAGCAGAAGUCUAUCUGCUCGCGUAUUUUUUUUUGACCGAUUCCCAACAGUGUUGAAAUCUCGGAAACUUGGCAUUAUAGAUUAG